GAAGAUACCUUGCCGUGUCAAAACAAAACACACAAGAGACCGCUUGAAUUGACACGCGUUAAUCAACAUCAAAUUAAUUAAUUUUAGCUGGUUAAUGUAAUAAUUUUCUUUAGUGUUUAAAGUCUAUCAAGCAUCACAGUAUGAAAAAACAUCCUACUGCUCGUGCUCUCAACUUUUCAAAUCUUUAACAAGUGUUUGUCAGUGAUUCUUAUGUGCCAAUGAAAUGGAGAUGUCACCGUUUGUGCUGGCCGUGCUCCUCCUCCUGUUUGUUGCCAGUGACGCAAAAAAGAAACCAAAAUCGGUCACAACUGUGAUUGAUGCCAAAUGGGAGGAAACUCCCGUAGUUCUUGAAAUCUCUGAGUUCAUCGCAGAAGAGAGCAAUGAUUUAUUUUGGAAGUUUGUAGAAGCUGUCAAUGCACUUGAACCACCGCUCAUUGACUUGGAGACGGACAAGCAGAAAUAUGAUGUUGCAAUUGCAGUGGCCAGUUCUCUCAUUUCACCAGCACGAAUAUCACUGCUGAAGCUCUCCUUGGCUCUGCACGUAUAUUCACCACUGAUCGAAAUGUACGCGCAGAUGGGACGGCAAGUAGGGAUUGCGUGUCCAACAGCUGCUGUCCUCGCAGGGACCACUGCUUGCACAACUGGUGACCUCCGUUCUACCCUUGAUAAACUUUCCCAAGGUGAAUCAAGGUUGGAAACCUUCCGUGUGGAUCACCACUAUCCAGGUUCAGAGAAUCGGUCGAUCACAGCUGUACUGUAUGGAGAGCUAGGCACUCCAGAGUUUACUGACUUCCAUGCAAUUUUAAAAUCCGAAGCAGAGUUAGGGCGCAUAGAUUAUGUUAUUCGGCACCAUGUACGAGAGAGGCCCUUGCGAAGGGUGCGGCUGUCAGGCUAUGGAGUUGAGCUUGCAAUGAAGUCCACUGAGUACAAGGCACAAGAUGACUCAGUCGUUAAAGAUGGCGGAAACAAGGAAGAAGAAGAAGACGAAGAAAUUGAGGGCUUCAACUUUAAGAGGCUCAAGUCGCUAUAUCCUGAUAAAAGUGAAGAUCUAGAAAAGUUUAAAAUAAACUUGCUCGAAACAUUAAGUGAAAUGGCCCCCCUGAAAGUAUGGCAAUUCCAAGAAUUGAGCUUGCAAGCAGCGCAAAGAAUUUUAUCGUCCCCACUCGAAGAUGCCUUGCAAACCUUCACACACAUAGCUCAGAAUUUUCCAAUGCAGGCAAGGUCUCUAGUAAGCACCACUGUGAGUUCAGAAUUAAAGAGUGAAAUUGAAAAGAACAAGGACAAAUUUGUAGGAAACUUGAAUUUACAGCCGCAAGACACUGCUUUGUUCCUCAAUGGGCUUUUCUUUGACAUGGACAUCACAGAUAUUAUGACAAUCUUAGAGUCUAUCAAAUCAGAACAGAAAAUCAUGGAAGGGCUCUACUCAAUAGGUGUAACAGAGGAAAAAGUGUUCAACAAACUCCUUGCACUUGAUCUCUCUAUGUCUGGCACUAAAGAUUAUGCAAUUGAUAUCCGAGAUUCAGCCAUUAAGUGGGUAAAUGACAUUGAAAAUGAUAAACAGUACAAGCGGUGGUCUACAUCAUUGCUGGAACUUCUGCGUCCAACAUUUCCUGGCCUGCUUCGCAGCAUCAAAAGAAACUUGUACAAUCUGGUGAUAAUCUGUGAUCCAGCAGACACAAAAUCAUGGCCGCUGCUGAAGCUAGCAGAGUCGUUUAUUGUGCAUACGGCACCUUUGCAUGUGGGUUUGCUGUUUUCCGUUCCAGACAAAUUGACUGGUCACGAAAACGGAGCCGUAGCACUUUUCAACGCAUUCAACUACAUAGCAGAAGAAAAAGACUCCUAUAAAGCGCUGUCUUUCAUCACAGAUGUUUAUGCAGCCAUUGACACUCCAAGGGAUGUCACUCCUGCUGAUGUGAAGAAAAUGUUGAAAACAAGGCACUCCGAUGCUGACCUGGAAGAUAUCUUUGGUGCAGAUACAGAGUACAACACAGGCCGAAAACUUGCUGCAGAUUUCAUCGCUCAUUCGGGUUUCCGAUCACAGAUGCAAGUUCUACUUAAUGGUAUUCCACUUCCGGAAAAAUUACUUAAUGCCGGUGAUUUUGAAGAAGCAGUGCUUACAGAAAUCAUGGCGCAAACACCCACCAUACAGAAAGCAGUGUACCGAGGAGAUUUAACUGAUAGUGAUGAUGUCAUUGAUUGGCUCAUGUCCCGGCCCAACGUUAUGCCACGUUUGAACGAAAGGAUCUUGAACUCAGAGAAAAGCAAUUUCAUUGACCUAUCAAAUCUAAAUUAUGAUUUCAUUCCCUACUUAAAUGAGGAGUCAAAACCUAGUGGAAAGCCGAUACUUUUGACACACUGGAUCGUCGCAAAUCUGGAGACAGAAGCUGGCCGCACACUCCUCCAAAAUGCUCUUACUUACAUGGAAGCUGGCGGGAACAGUCGAAUAGGUUUGAUCAUUAAUCCUGAUGAAACCUCCUCCACCAAAUCACAAAUUGUAAAUAAACUGGCUCUAGCUUCUCUUCUGCACAAAAGUAAUUUUGAGGUCUCCCUUCCGUCUGCCAAGAAACCCAUUAAAUCAGUAAAUGCCAUUCUUCAGUACGCGAAGGACCUUCAAAGCGCAGGAGAGAGUCUCACUUUACAGAAUGAUAUCGAUUGGGAUAAGAUUGAUGAGGCACUGAAGGCUCAUUCUGCGUUCGUCUCAAACACACUGAAAUUAGGAACUGGUGCCGCAGGUGUGGUCACAAACGGUCGUGUAAUUGGUCCCCUUGAUGAGGGUGAAACACUUAUCACUGAUGAUUUUGCCCUACUGGAACGCUAUACCCUUAGUUCCUACACAGAUGAGAUCUACAAUGUUCUCAAGAAGAACAUUGAAGAUGUAAGCCUCCUAACCACUGAGGUCUUGACCAGAACAGUUUCACUUUUAGUAUCAAGACCUCAAACGAAGAAUAGAUUCCAGAUUCCAACACUGGAUGAGAAACAUAGCAUGAUUAAAUUACCUGCCAAAAAUUCUAGUCAACCUGUGUUCGAUAUAGUUGUAAUAGUUGAUCCUGUUUCACGAGGUGCACAGAAAAUUGGUCCUAUCCUUCAAGUUCUCUACCAAGUGCUCAACGCCAACAUCAGAAUAUUUUUCAAUUGUGUUGAAAAAAACAGUGAUAUGCCGCUUAAAAGUUUUUAUCGGUUCGUUUUAGAACCAGAGCUCCAGUUUGAUGCAAAUGGACGUCUCUCAAGUGGUCCUAUUGCCAAGUUUACCAACAUGCCAGGCAGUCCGCUGCUGACGCAGAACAUGCAUGUACCUGAAAACUGGCUGGUUGAAUCCGUCGCCAGCCCCUAUGAUCUCGAUAAUAUAAGAUUGCAAGAUGUAGAUUCUACUGUUCAUAGUGAGUACGAAUUGGAGUAUCUGUUGCUGGAGGGACAUUGUUUUGAAGCAACGCUGGGUAAUCCACCGCGAGGCCUUCAGAUCACCCUCGGCACUGAGACGCAACCAGUCAUGGUAGACACAAUUGUGAUGGCAAAUCUUGGUUACUUCCAGCUCAAAGCAAAUCCCGGCAUGUGGAUCCUUCGACUGAGACAAGGUCGCUCAAGUGAGAUCUUCGAUAUUGUUAGUCACGAAGGCUCAGAUACUCCUGAAGGCUCAGCAGAUAUCAAGGUUCUCAUCAGCUCAUUCCGAUCUCAUGUCCUAAAACUGAAAGUGCAGAAGAAACCCGACAAGCUAAAUGUUGAUCUCCUAGGAGAUGAAGAUGACAACAAGUCUGGUAUCUGGAACUCUAUAACCAGCACCUUCAGCGCAUCAAAAGAAGCCCCUCAAGAAGAGGAAACCAUAAAUAUCUUCUCUGUUGCCUCUGGACACCUGUAUGAACGCUUCUUAAGAAUCAUGAUGCUGUCCGUUAUUAAACACACAAAAUCUCCUGUCAAAUUCUGGUUCCUGAAGAAUUAUCUCUCGCCCAUUUUGAAGGACUUUUUGCCCAAAAUGGCGAAAAAAUACAACUUUGAAUAUGAACUGGUUCAAUACAAAUGGCCAAGAUGGCUUCACCAGCAAACAGAGAAACAACGCAUCAUUUGGGGCUAUAAGAUCCUCUUUCUAGACGUGCUGUUCCCAUUGAGUGUCAAAAAAAUAAUUUUUGUUGAUGCAGAUCAAGUAGUCCGAGCAGACAUGAAGGAGCUAGUUGAUCUGGAUCUUGGUGGUGCACCCUAUGGGUACACACCUUUCUGUGAAAGCCGAACUGAAAUGGAUGGUUUUCGGUUUUGGAAGCAGGGUUACUGGCGGAAUCAUCUACAAGGUCGCAAAUAUCACAUCUCUGCUCUUUAUGUAGUUGACUUAAAAAGGUUCCGGAAGAUUGCAGCCGGAGAUCGGUUGCGAGGCCAGUACCAAGCACUGAGCCAGGACCCAAAUAGUUUAUCAAAUUUAGACCAGGAUCUUCCUAAUAACAUGAUCCAUCAAGUAGCUAUUAAGUCAUUGCCACAAGAAUGGCUUUGGUGUGAAACAUGGUGUGAUGAUUCUACCAAGAAGAAAGCCAAAACCAUAGAUUUAUGCAAUAAUCCGCUUACUAAAGAAGCAAAAUUAACCGCUGCAAUGCGGAUAAUUGAUGAGUGGAAAGACUAUGAUGCUGAAAUCAAGCAAUUAUCUCUUGAGCAAGCGCAUGAAGAAGAAGAACUUGUCUCUGCGUCUGCUGAUUCCUCUUCUCCUGAGUCUGUGAUACAUUCAGAAUUAUGACCCGUGAUUCGCUGUAAAUUAGCUUUAGUGUCUUUUAUGUAAGUGUGUAAUUUUUUUGUACAGAAUAAAUUUCCAUUAAAAUUUCA
Molecule: messenger RNA, 4797 nt
Organism: Bemisia tabaci
Lineage: Eukaryota; Metazoa; Arthropoda; Insecta; Hemiptera; Aleyrodidae
Gene: Uggt
Product: UDP-glucose-glycoprotein glucosyltransferase
Biological process (GO): ERAD pathway
Cellular component (GO): endoplasmic reticulum
Molecular function (GO): UDP-glucose:glycoprotein glucosyltransferase activity
Source: RefSeq, a predicted model, not a curated record